AUGGCCUCUCAUCAGGAGCGCACCCUGCCUUCUAAGCACAAUCCUCUCAUGACAGAGGAUGUCCCGGAUUACACGGAUUUGGUCGCGCGUAGACGUCUCGGACAAACCAAGCUGACACCUAAGAUGGCCGGCACUGGUGAAACUGAGCAGGCGGCUCUUGGCGUUUUCGAUUAUGCGCAUCUCCGAGCCCCCCUUCCCAAGGGUAUCGUCUCGGGCAUCUUCAAGUCGAGCCCGAGUAGCUACUUCUUGAUGCGACGCAGCUUCGACGGUUACGUCUCGGCGACCGGCAUGUUUAAAGCGAGCUUCCCUUACGCUGAGGCAUCCCAUGAGGAGGCAGAGCGAAGGUACAUCAAGUCUCUUCCUACUACGAGCCCCGAAGAGACUGCCGGCAACAUUUGGAUCCCUCCGGAGCAGGCUCUUGUCCUCGCCGAGGAGUACAAGAUUGCUCCUUGGAUUCGCGCGCUUCUCGAUCCCGCCAAGAUCACCGUGACCACAACUCCAGACUCUUCUUCGCCCAAGAAGAGCAUUACCGCCCCUCCCAAGUUUGAUCUUGCCAAGGCUUCGCAUCCUGUGCUGGCACCCCCCACCCCUUCGAUUAUUCCUCGAAGCACUCGAUCUCGUCGUUCUGCUAGCCCCACAAAGAGCACAAGGCGCGCCCCUGCCUCGCCUCGAAAGCGAAGCACCCGCGCCAAGGCCGAGACCAUCGAGACGAUCACUGAGAAGACCGAUCUCGUAAAUGGUGUGGCCGAGACCGAGGCCAAGCUCGAGGAGACCAAGCGGGAGGACAUUGUCCUUCAAUCGACAGAGUCCGAACCAGCUAUCGUUCUGGAGCCUAGGGAAGAGGACCCCAAGGUCAAAGUGCACGUUGAGGAGGAUAUCGUGAAAGAUGAGGACGGCGUGGAAAUGAAGCGCACUAUCACAGAAGUGGAGCUUCCUCUGCCCACAGCGGGCGAGCCUCCAACUGCCGAAGAGAUUGCCCAGAUGAUGGAAGCAGCCAAGGAGAUGGUCCAGAAGACCAAGGAGGUCGAAAUCAAGGCCGACGAGGUCGAUGAGGCCCCAGGUUCAGCCAAGAAGAGCAAGCGAAAGGCUGCAGAUAUUUCUGUUGGUGACAAGGAGACAGAAAAGACUUUAGAGGAGGCGCCUCGGUCGAAAAAGGUGAAGACCGAGACGGAACUAAGGAAAGAGAAGGUGAAGAACCGGGCGUUACUUGGCCUGGGUGCCACGGUUGCAGUUGGCGCGAUUGUUCCUUGGCUUAUGAACUUUAUCUAA
This is a messenger RNA of Fusarium tjaetaba, 1269 nucleotides long. RefSeq names its product transcription factor. The record is from RefSeq and is a predicted model, not a curated record. The transcript has 3 exons. The coding region runs from base 1 to 1269 and encodes 422 amino acids. Gene Ontology annotation, biological process: mitotic telomere tethering at nuclear periphery; meiotic attachment of telomere to nuclear envelope. Gene Ontology annotation, cellular component: nuclear membrane complex Bqt3-Bqt4. Gene Ontology annotation, molecular function: DNA binding. Lineage: Eukaryota; Fungi; Ascomycota; Sordariomycetes; Hypocreales; Nectriaceae.